UGUAAGCCGAAAGGAAGAAAAGAAAAGAACAGAAUUGAAGAGUAUAGUAUGGCUUCGGCUUUGGGAAACGUUGCUCUUCUUUCUCUCUCAAGCUUCAAACCUUCUUCAAAGCUCCCUUCUUCUUCUUCCUUCUGUGUAACCAAACACUUCUUCUCUCACUCUCUUCCCAUUUCCUCCAUCAAUGCUUCUCCAUCGCCAAACCGCAACUUCCCCUCCGUUCGAGCCACCUCAUCGUCCUCUUCCUCUUCCUCCUUCGGCUCUCGCCUCGAAGACUCCAUUAAGAAAACCGUUGCAGAAAACCCUGUUGUCGUUUAUUCCAAAACCUGGUGCUCCUAUUCUUCUGAGGUCAAAUCCCUCUUCAACAAACUCGGUGUCAACCCCCUGGUCUUCGAAUUAGACGAAAUGGGUCCUCAAGGGCCACAGUUGCAAAAGGUGUUGGAGAGGAUCACGGGGCAACACACUGUGCCAAAUGUAUUUAUUGGUGGCAAACACAUUGGCGGCUGUUCAGAUACCCUGAAGCUGUACCGGAAAGGAGAACUUGAACCUUUGCUAUCAGAAGCUAAAGCUAAAACUCCAGAGAGCUAAGCAUCCAAGAGUAAACCUGAUAUGCCACUAAUUUUUCAUUUUGUUGGUCAAUGCAGUUCUCUCAAUGUUAUGUUUGUCACAAAUGUUGGUUGAAAGACAUCGGAGCGCACUGAUAGCUUAAACAUUGACCUUUUUAGUCAGGCCCUUCUUGUUACAAAUCUGCCGUUUAAUGGUUUGCAGAACUAGAAGUUGCAACUUCUCAGUUAGGUGAUGGUUCUACUCCGCCAUUUUGUUUUA
This is a messenger RNA of Vigna angularis (adzuki bean), 822 nucleotides long. RefSeq names its product monothiol glutaredoxin-S10. The record is from RefSeq and is a predicted model, not a curated record. Gene Ontology annotation, molecular function: glutathione disulfide oxidoreductase activity. NCBI's taxonomy places the organism in Eukaryota, Viridiplantae, Streptophyta, Magnoliopsida, Fabales, Fabaceae. Gene Ontology annotation, cellular component: cytoplasm. The transcript is spliced from 4 exons. The coding region runs from base 49 to 585 and encodes 178 amino acids. Gene Ontology annotation, biological process: cellular response to oxidative stress.